This is a messenger RNA of Eurytemora carolleeae, 5193 nucleotides long. RefSeq lists its product as uncharacterized. The record is from RefSeq and is a predicted model, not a curated record. Lineage: Eukaryota; Metazoa; Arthropoda; Copepoda; Calanoida; Temoridae. The transcript has 15 exons. Bases 109 to 5178 code for a protein of 1689 amino acids.
UUUAUCACAAUGUAUUUAUAAAGUUUUUUUUUUAGACAAACAAAACAAUAUGGGUUAAACUUGUAGUAGGAGGAUAUACAUUAUUGAUAAGAAAAGUAAAUUCUUACAAUGGAUUCCUACACGGCCAAGUUCCAGUCUAUGCAACUCUACGUUCCUUUUCUAAACAAAAUGAUUUUUAAGAUCCAGCAGAGUGGAGAUAAGGAUAAGGAACCCCAGCUGAUGAAGAUGCGAAGCUUACUGGAGAUCCUGAUCAAUCCACUCAAGAAGGUUCGGAUGGAGACUCUGUUGAAGUGUGAGGAGGUGUUAAAGAAGCUCUACGAGAAGGUCGAGGGGGUUCCCUUUAACAGUGGAGCAGGGUCCCGUCAAACAAACUUGAACAGAAUACAAACCGAAAAACCUCAGCAAUCUAGGUCACACAGCCCUGUGCAAGGAAUGAAGCAAAAUCUCAGUGAUUAUCUCCAAACCCUUCACGAGCAGCAGCAUUACAGUAGCAGGGAGGAGAGAGAACAGAAGAGUACUGUCCCACACAGGACACCACAAAGGGAGAGUGAAAGGAAAGGCUCCAGGUUAAGUCCAUGGGAGGAGCGACCAAGCUGGGAAGAAAAACCCAACCCUUGGGAAGAGAAACCCAAAUCUUGGGAUGAUAAACCUAAACCUUGGGAAGACAAACCCAAUCCCUGGGCUGAUAAACACAAACGGUGGGAGGAAAAACCCAACCCCUGGUCGGAGAAACCCAAACCUUGGGCGAAUACACCCAAUGCUGUUGUAUCAGACCCGCUCACGGGGUCUGAUUUUAGAGGAUUCCAGGGGGGCCGAGGGUUUCUAGGUCCUGGUCCAGGUUUACAAGGGACUCGCGGAUUUCAGAGAGGUGGUGCUGGGUUUCCUGAAGGUAUAGGGGACAGCAGUGGGAUGCAAGGGGGGUUUCCUGGUGGCAGGGGCUUCCAGGGAGGAGGUGGAGGGUUCCCAUUGGGCAGGGGUUUAAGUGGAGGCGUAACUCCAGGAGCAGGACUACAGGGGGGUCGAGGUAUCCUUGGUAGUGGAGGAGAGCCUCGUGGAGAUAAACAGAGUUUCCAGGGGUUUCAUGGAAAGGAUUUAUGGACGCCAGGAUCACGAGAAAGAGGUUCCAGCUCGGAUAGAUUCAAUCCAGGGUUGAGAGGAAGUUCUCCAGGAGGGUUCGUAUCUGACAAAUUCAAUCCUGACAAAGCUUCACGCUCUGUUCAAGACACUGCGGAUAGGAUUCCUGGGUUGGGUUCGGAUGAUGAAGACACAAAACCGGAGAAAGAUGUCGGAUUCUUCGCCAAAACUCUGGAGAGAGGCGUUACCGGGAUUCAGAGAGGACCAGAGAGAAACUUGGGAUUGCCCGGCUUAGGACAAAGCAAUGAUCCUUAUGGAUCAUGUAAUCCAAGAACAAACAGUACACAAGAUAGAUUUAGGAGCAGUGGGAGAGAUGAGAAACAGAGAAAACCUGAAUCCAUGUUUAAUCCUAGAGAGAGAGCUAAGCUGGCGGAUAUUCUGGAUCCAGCUUCAGGGAGCAGAUCCCCAGGGGAGAGGAUUAAAGGGAGCUCUGAUCCCAGACACCGAUCCAAUUCUGAUCCAAGACAGAGAUUCAAUUCUGAUCCUAGGCACAGAAUUCAUUCUGAACCCAGACAGAAAUCCAGUCUGGAUUCAAGACUAAAUUCUGGAAGUUCAGACCAAAGCCGAUCAUCUAGAGAUCAUUCGUCUCAUAAUUCAACGCCGAGAUCUCCCGAGGCCAGUUCCAGAGAUCCUCGAGGACACGGUAGAACGACAGACAAGGAUCAACCUAAAUCUAUUCCUUUGGAACGCACUCAGCACACUUCCAGAUGGGAUAGGAGGGAUAAUAGAAAUGUUAUUGAUAAUGGAAUUAGGAGCAGGGGCUCAUCUUGGAGACCUUUCCAUGCUAAAACAUCGUCUCCUGUCAGACAAACUGUAUCCCCAGACACACAAACUGUCUCACCACAGAAUUGUUCUCCUGACACACAAACUGCAUCUCCUGAUACUCUAUCUUCCCCUGCAUCUUCCACUCUCAACAGAGCAUCUUCUCGUCCUGUAACCUCGUCCCAGGAUACACCAGCCUCCCCUGAUACAGCUACCUCACCUGGACAAAAUGAUACAGUUACAAAAUCUGCACAGUCACCACAGGAAAUUCCAAAUAUUCCUGUCACUGCUCCAAACCUGCCACUUCCUGUGCCAACCGCACGCAUAGACCUGCCACUACCUGUACCCACCGUAAAGGCUAUGCAGCCCACCUCAGGGUCUCGUCUGGAUCCAAGAAAGCGAGAUCCAAGACAACGACCUCCAGUAAAUGUUGUUAACCCCACUUCAAGUACUAACCCGCCAGCCUACCUAUCAAAUGUAGGGCUGGGUGUCACCAAGAAUGCAAUCCAUCCUGGCAUGCAAAUGUCUAUGCAAGGGUUUAGGCCUGGGAUGCCCAACCAGGGACCUAGGCCUCCACAUUUUCCAGGACAGAUGGGCAGCCAAGACAUGAGACCUAGAUUUUUAGGUCCUGGAGCCCCUCAACCCCAGGUCUCAAUUCAGCCUCGCAACUACAGGGAGUACCGCCUAAUGAAGGAGGAGCAGGAGAACAAGAGAAGAGAGGCUGAGCAGAGGUUCAAAGAAGAAAUGAGAAAACGUCACCAUAAGGAAGAGGAGAAGUCAGAAAAAGAGGAUUUAAAAAAUCCACCAAGUGCAGAGGUUAAGAUCAGUCCAACAAAACCUGAGGAGAAGCCAUCCACCAAAGGCAAAGUUCUUGACCAACCUGCACCAAUUCAAGGCAAGUCUAAAGAUCCCAGAAAGAAAGCAAUGGAUGAGAAGAAAGCAAUAGAAUUAAUGAAAAAAUCAUUCAAGAUUCCCAAAAUGAAGAAAAAUGACCCUACUGAGACUAUUAAGGAUGAAAACAGUAAGUUAAAAGUAAUUAAUAUGUUUGAUUCUGUAAACAAGAAAACACCAGAGAAAAUGAAAAUGUCAGAAUCUAGUUCAACACCUAAAACCAAAAAACAAAAUCCAAAAAUUGAAUCAAAAGAGAAUGAAAAGAUAGGCGAAAGUUUGAAAGAUAAGGUUAAAGAUGCACAACAUGAAACUAUUAAAAAUAAAUUAGAAGCAAGACUAACUAGUGAUUCUGAUUCUGAUCAUGGGCUGACAAUUGCUGAAGAUCUUGAUGAUGAACAAAUGGAUUUGGAUAAGCAAGAUAUCAACCCUGCAGCCAGUCAUUCUGAUGCUGCCAGCAAGGAGGUAGGAGAAGGUAAGGAGGAAGGAGUAGGUAAGGAGGAACUUACAAAACAACUUUUAAAGAAGAUUGUAGCAAAUCUUGAUCCCAAUGAAGCAGCAAAACUAUUGCUAAAAGCACAGCAGCUAGAUAAAGUUGAAAAGCUUUCCUUGGAACAACUAAAGGAAUUUUUGUUUACCCCUGAAGAGGAAGAGAAGAAACAAAAAGGACCAAAACAUUCAAAGAAAAAAGGCAAGAAAAGCAGGAUUGCCCCUAAUACUCGAAGAAGUGGCAGGCUACUAAAAGAAACGUCAGAUGUCUCGAAUGAGGAGGAUAACAUUGCUGAUCCCUCUGAAUCUGAAACAGAAACAUUUGUUAUCGAGCCUAAGGUAAUGAAACAAAAGAAGAAAAGAAUGAAAAAAGGAUCUAGUUCCAAGUCAAAGAGAAUUAUAGAGGACGAAGAGGAUGAUGUGGAUAAUGUUGAGGUUCAAGAUGAUCUUGUUUCUAGUUCAAAUAUUGACGAAGUGGGAGUAAAGGCCACUUCAGAGGUGCUACAAAGUGAACCACCAGAGCUGAAAGUAUUGAUACCGAUGGACAAAGAUCUAGAGGAAUCUUCAUCCUCAGCAUUUUCUCCCAAGUCAAAUAAAAAAUCUAAAGUUGGACCAGCUCCAAAGAGUAAAACUUGGUUUCCUGGGGACAACCGUGGAACUAAAAAGAAACAAGGUUUAGCAGCAUUGACUAGUCCUCCCAUUAUUAAAGCAGAUGUUUCCCAUGAAGUAAAGGAAGCUGAUCCUAAAGUUUUUCUGGGAGCCAAUGAAAACAUCGAGGAGUUGCUGAAAACUGAGUUUGCAUUUAAUCCUGGUAAGCUGGAUCAGAAAUUAACAAAUUCCUUCAAGAAAAGACAUGAAACCGUUACUGGUCUUUUCAAUAAGCUUUCACUGAAGAUUAAGCAGCAGAAUAAACUUGAGGCAUCGAAAGCCAAAGAUGAACCUUCUGAGUUGCCUCUCUGCUCAAAGAUUAAGCUAUGCAGACCCAUCACACCAGAGACCUUCCUUGAACCCCAACUAGUAAAGUCUAUUGAGCUAACAUUGCCUCCUGUUGUCAAAUCCAAGACAGAAUCGUUGAUUAUUGCACUGCAAGGAAAGCUUAAACAAGGUUCCAAGUCACAGGAAAAUGUAGAACCAGAACUUCCAAAUUUGUUUGAUGUCGUAAAGGAUAUUAGCAGAGUUGAAAAGAAAAGGCGGCAAGCUCCACCUCUUCUUAUUCCAUUAUCAGAAACUCACCGGAAGGUUGAAGUUAAGAAGAGAGAUUAUGGGUUCACUUGCAGUAAAGGAAAAUAUCUCCCUAGCCUUGUGACUGAGUUUAAGAGUUCCAAAGCUGUAUUGCUUCAGCUUCAUGAGGAUAAAAUUGUCUGUCUCUUUCGGUGCAUGAGCUUUAAUUGUAGCUAUGCCACUAAUAGCGUUGAUGAAUUCAAAUCACACUUGUUUGAUCAUGUUGAGGACAAGUUUGGAUCGCUUAGAUGCUCAUUAUGCCUUGGGAAAGCCUCUGAAUUUGGGAAACUGAUAAAACACAUUGUGAAAAAGCAUGGACAUGAUCAGUUCCAAUGUGUAUAUUGUUUUUCAAGACACAGCACUAGGAUUGACAUCGAUCUUCAUCUCAAUAUUUUUCAUCCUAACCUUCCUCCCCUGCAUAUCUGUUGCCAGUAUCUGCCUGGGGCGGACAAACAGGCGAUUGAGGCGGAGAAUAAAGGAGUUGAGUUGGAUGUGCUAAAUCACCCUAUUCUCUGCCCCUUGGUUGACUGUUCUUUUACCUGUGAUGCUUCUAAACCUGAAGAGCUUGUUUAUCACAUUAGUGAUAGUUUGAAAUGUGGCAAAGUAGAUCUAGAGGAAAAGAUUAAUGAGUAUCUUUGUCCCUACUGUCAGUAUUCAAAUAUAAAUCAGGUAAGUUGUUCCUAGUUUAGACAUCUCAAG